This is a messenger RNA of Phanerochaete carnosa HHB-10118-sp, 2395 nucleotides long. RefSeq lists its product as uncharacterized. The record is from RefSeq and is a predicted model, not a curated record. Lineage: Eukaryota; Fungi; Basidiomycota; Agaricomycetes; Polyporales; Phanerochaetaceae. Gene Ontology annotation, molecular function: protein binding. The annotation marks the transcript as partial. The transcript is spliced from 7 exons.
GGGCAAGGCUACGCACUGUGGCAUCCGGAGCCGCAUACCUCCGGCGAGGUGCAAAUCGCCGACGUGGGGCACAUAGUCGACGGCGCGUUCAUCCGGCUGUUCAACGUUCUUGACAGCGAUCAGAAGUUUUUUGGAUUUCUCAAUAAACCUGUACCCAACCCGGAUGUGCUGCCGGAGGGCGCCACGCAGUCGCGCGACGUGCGCAAUAGGGUACUCAUUCCGGGAUCGUAUCGCAGCGAUGGUGUGGAGGAAACUUCAGGCAGUCUUCAUGCCGAGGCAUAUGGCCCGGGCGGCGCAGGCAGCGGCGGCUUGGAAGCUGGCUUUGCCUGCAAGCGGGAUCAAGGGGCUGUCCUGGUCCUGAAUUCUGCCGCAAAGAAAGAGAUCAUUCUCGACAACUACCGCCUCCGCCGCUAUAUCCGUGACCAUCAUACGACAUGGUGCCAGAAUAUCAGCCAUCAUAAAGACGGGCCGGGUCUAGUAGUCCAGCCGGAGAAUGUCAUCUUCGUCUACGGCUGGGUUAAGACGUCGCCGAAUUGGAAAGCGACGACGUUCUGCAACUCAAAGACAAGGUACUUCGCGUCUGUCGACGUCCAGGUUGGGCCCCAUUUCAGCGCGGGCGGCGACUACCACAGGGCCAAUAUCGUCUCAGGCCCGCAGCUCACUAGAACUGGGACCUCGUAUCCUUCAGCUACUCAGACGGAGCCUCAGGAUCAGUGUGUCUUCCUCAGCGGAUACACGGUGAAAUGGAGGUUAGGCAUCUUCCCGCGGCUGCGGGCAGCGGCAGGGUACCACCAACUUCCGGACGACCGCGAUGGAAGAAGCGGCGACGGGGGAGAGGGAGUGGCCACAAUAGAUGUCCCCGAUGAGGACGAGUUCAUGGACGACAUUGAGAGCUGUACUGCCCAAGGGCCUCUGAAUGACUUACUUGAGUAUAUUCUGGAGGUUUCUGAUGCGGAAGUGGCCAUUGGGUCGGACGAAGAUAUUGAAAGUAUCCUUCUGGACCAGCCCUGGCCAGAAGAUAUGGCGUCAUACUUGCGGCAGACGCGUCCUACAAUCGAGAUUCAAGAAGGCAUGGGAAUGAUUUCGCUUCUGGAGAAAGUUCAACGGGAACGGGAACGUCAGUUUCACAACCAUGACCCUUCCGAGUCAGACAAGGCAGAGUAUCCCGACAUUGGCACCAAAGAAGCGGGAACGCUGGGCGAUGGGCGCGUUUUGUUUGGUCCCUCUCAGACUAAGGCUCGCACUGUGGACUGGAAACACUUGAAACUGGAGCACAAGGAUGUGGAGAAUGGCGCCAUAACGUACGUCUCGAUGUGCCCGAGUGGCAAGCUACUCGCGGCAGCCUGGGACGACAUCACCAUCACGGUCUGGAGGCUUCAGGAUGGCCUCACCGUUCAACAUCUCGGGGUCGAAGGGCACGAGGAUACGAUUUGGUCAAUCGCCUUCUCUCCCGAUAGCAAACACAUUGUCUCGGGAUCCGCCGACGCACUUGCUCUCGUUUGGGACGUCGGGACUGGAGACAUCGACGUCAUGGCGGUUGCAUACUCCCUUGACGGAGCCCUGAUCGCCACCGGCUCCUCGGACCACUCCCUCAGGAUCUGGGGUGCUCUCAGCGGAGCUCUACUCUACUCCUUCGAAGACCUCGGGUCGGACAUCAAACGCGUCGUCUUCUCGCCUGACGGCUCUCGUCUUGCUGCGUGUUCAGACGUCUCUGUGACGGUCUGGGACCCACGUGAAGGUGCCCGCAUUGCCACGUUGCCUGAGCACAACAGCGCAAUCUGGUGCAUGGCAUUCUCACCCAACAGCGACCGUAUCGUGACGGGGUCCGAGGACAGCAGCGCGCGCGUAUGGGACGCGAGCAGCGGCGAGGUGCUGGUGGAGCUGCACGAGCACACGAGCUCGGUCUGUUCGGCAGCGUUCUCACCUGACGGGAGCGAGGUCGCGACGGCGUCGCAGGAUGGCAUCGUCGUCACGUGCAACUCGUGGACGGGCGAGCGGCGCUUCAUGUUGGGAGAUGACGUCGAUACCGCCGUCGAGGCUGUGGCGUACUCGUCCAAGAACGAUUUCAUCGCCGCCGGAGCGGCGGACGGGCGCGUGCGCGUGUGGAACUCAAAGUCUGGUUCAUUCUUUGCGGAGUUCCAGGGACACGAGGGAGAGGUGAAGAAUGUGAUGUUUGCGCCUAACGGCUGGGAUCUUCUGUCCUAUGCGGAAGAUGGGAGCGUACGAAGCUGGAGCGUUCUUGACGCUUUGCGGCUGUCUUAGUAGAGCAUUAAAUUUCGUGUCGCUAUUUUCCUCUGUCGCUUUGCGCAGUCUAGUUGCCCAGUCAGCUUUCUCAUUGUUGAGUUGAUUCUCGUGUAUGCUCACGAACUAUAGUCCGAAGAGGAACUGAGUGCCG